This is a messenger RNA of Penicillium odoratum, 342 nucleotides long. RefSeq lists its product as uncharacterized. The transcript has 2 exons. The record is from RefSeq and is a predicted model, not a curated record. NCBI's taxonomy places the organism in Eukaryota, Fungi, Ascomycota, Eurotiomycetes, Eurotiales, Aspergillaceae. Bases 1 to 342 code for a protein of 113 amino acids.
AUGAUUCACCCCAAGAAAGAUGACGAGCCCACGCUGCCUGGAGACCCAUCAGCAAAGGCAAAGUAUGUUUUCAGACUUGUCGAGGAGGCAUUGCUCGAAAAUUUCGAAUCGGUCUCCCAAACCUUUGAGGAUACAGACCUCGAAGACUGUAUGUCUUUGGCGAAACAAAUCGCGGCCAAGCCCGAACUUCGGCCAAAACUGCUCCUAGCUCUGGAGAGAUGUACGCUUUCCGGUUGGGAUGACAUCUAUAUGAGCACUGUGGAAAAUUAUGACGGGUUAAAAAAAAUCACGCCAGAGGUCCUUCUUGCAGAUGCGGAAAGUCAUACGAUGAGAUUGAGCUAG